AUGCCACGUAAGCUACGUAAGAAUAUACGUAAGAGGAAGAGAGCAUUGAAACAUCCAAUAGUAAAACUGACACCACAACAACAGUUGCAACAACAAAUGAUGAAUGACCCCACUAUGUUGCAACAAAUGUCAAGCAACCCUAUGCUUUUAAACCGAGUUAUUGGUGCACAGAGUGGAGGUUUAAGAGCGGCACUUUUAGCGAAAAUGGCAGGCUAUGGUGGAGCUGCAGACGGAACAGCUUAUAACCCUCAAAGUCAAAUGAAUUUGAGUUCACUCAAAAAUCAAAUAACAGAUGUCAAAAAGUCAAACAUAGACAUACAGAAACAAAUAAGUGAAAACGAAAAGAAACUAGAAUAUGACAGACACACAAAGAAACUCAAUGAGUUAAACGUAGAGAAAAAGAAGAAAGAAGAACAACUGAAAGAACUAAGUACAGAGGAAUAUGCGAAAAAAGUGUCAGAAAAAGCAGCAGAAGUAGCAAAAAUGGAACAAGAUGUUAUAAAUUUGAAAACCAUACUACUCAAUAUAAAGUACUGA
Messenger RNA from Trichomonas vaginalis G3, 537 nucleotides. RefSeq names its product protein of unknown function, DUF4106 family. The transcript has a single exon. NCBI's taxonomy places the organism in Eukaryota, Parabasalia, Trichomonadida, Trichomonadidae. Bases 1 to 537 code for a protein of 178 amino acids. The record is from RefSeq and is a predicted model, not a curated record.